Molecule: messenger RNA, 1511 nt
Organism: Cyprinodon variegatus (sheepshead minnow)
Lineage: Eukaryota; Metazoa; Chordata; Actinopteri; Cyprinodontiformes; Cyprinodontidae
Gene: fam3a
Product: family with sequence similarity 3 member A
Exons: 11
Coding region: 288-992 (234 amino acids)
Source: RefSeq, a predicted model, not a curated record
UUCUCGAUAGCCUCACAUCCCGGAAGUUUUACCAAAUGAAAACAUAUUUCUUUUCCCCGUCUUGCCGACAGCGUCUUGCGUAAAGUGGGUUAAGUGUCAUAAGUUGCAUUGUUUUAUUUAGAUAUGUCUGUUAAACGGUCUCAAUGAAGAAGCUGCGCAGAAAACAGUGAAAGUCCGGCGAAAAGGGCGAUAGUUUACUAAUCCGUCCGCCCAUACGUCGCAGCAAAGGAGACAAGCUCGGUGAAAGCUCGCCUCGAGAAUUGAUAAAGUCUAUGAAACGGUGAAUCAUGAGACUGACAGGCCCCCUGCGAGGUGUGGUGGUACUGCUCUUGGUGGGCUUCACCUGGCUGCUCGCCAGCGCCUUAUUCGGAGGAGAGGGCAGCUUAUCUGUGCGAAACAUCUUCACGGGCUCCAAAGAGGAACCGACCCAGUCUGAAUUGCGUCCGCGGAGGUACAAAUGUGGACUUUCAGCCCCCUGUCCUCCAAAGCAUUUAGCUUUCCGUCUAGUGUCUGGAGCUGCAAACGUCAUUGGCCCAAAAAUCUGCUUGGAAGAUAAAAUGUUGAUGAGCAGCGUGAAGAACAACGUUGGCAGAGGACUCAAUAUCGCUUUGGUGAACGGGGUGACAGGCGAGCUAUUGGAGACAAAAACCUUUGAUAUGUGGGCAGGAGAUGUGUCCAGCUUACUGAAGUUUCUACGGCCCCUUCAUGAGGGAACCCUCGUGUUUGUUGCUUCAUUUGAUGACGCUGCUACAAAGAUGAAUGAAGAGUCCAGACGACUGUUUGAGGAGCUCGGCAGCACAGCUGUGAAGGAGCUGGCCUUUAGAGACAGCUGGGUGUUUGUUGGAGCCAAGGGCAUAGAGAAUAAGAGCCCCUUUGAGCAGAAAUACAGCUUGCGGAUGAAGAACAGUAAGAGCAGCAACAAGUAUGAAGGCUGGCCCGAGUCCCUAGAGAUGGAUGGCUGUAUUCCCCUGCGGCCACCCCUCGAAGGUUAAUUCAGCUCUGACUAGUCUCUCAGACGUCACUGUGACGCCUGAAGUCCCAGCGGAGAAAAACGCAGUGACUGUUCAAAGGCGGAGGAGCUUCUAAAUACCUGAAACUCUUAGAAGGAUCCACAGGUACUAUUUUGUUUUACCUGCUUUGGAAAAAAGACGUAACUGAAUGUGCAGAUUAUUUUUGAGCUGGAAUCAGGUUGUACAGGAUUUCCGACUAAGCUUCCUUAGCGGUUUUUAAGCUGAAGGAAUGUUCUAGAAAAAAAGAUGUAUGCCAUGGUUAGCAAAAAUACCAUUAUGUCAUUUUUUUGAUGGCCAAAGUGUAACUAUGACUGAUUGUGAAGCUUUAUUGAAACUUUUUAAAGCCUUUAAAGAUAUUUAAAAACUGCCCCUAAAGAGUGAAUUCUGGGUUUAAUUAACAAAACUCAGCUGACACUUUAGGAUGAAAAAAAUAUCAGGUUUCUAAUCAACAGUAGAAACGACCUGGAGGUACACAAUAUUUACCAUGGCUGCUGCAGAUAG